Messenger RNA from Myotis brandtii (Brandt's bat), 394 nucleotides. Its product is annotated as vacuolar protein sorting-associated protein 26B-like. The transcript has 2 exons. The record is from RefSeq and is a predicted model, not a curated record. Lineage: Eukaryota; Metazoa; Chordata; Mammalia; Chiroptera; Vespertilionidae. Bases 44 to 295 code for a protein of 83 amino acids. Gene Ontology annotation, biological process: intracellular protein transport; retrograde transport, endosome to Golgi. Gene Ontology annotation, cellular component: endosome; retromer complex.
CAGCCCAGCCCCGGGGAGCCCGGCGCGCCAGGCCAGCGGCGAGAUGAGCUUCUUCGGCUUCGGGCAGAGCGUGGAGGUGGAGAUCGUGCUCAACGAUGCGGAGAGUAGGAAGCGGGCGGAGCACAAGACGGAGGACGAGAAGAAGGAGAAAUAUUUCCUCUUCUACGACGGCGAGACGGUCUCCGGGAAGGUGAGCCUCGCGCUCAAGCACCCCAACAAGCGGCUGGAGCACCAGGGCAUCAAGAUCGAGUUCAUCGGGCAGAUCGAGAAUGAAAUCAGGUGGAAGACCAGCUGAUCCCGCAGAAUGAGUGUGGCCUUUUAUGUAUCGGAGAUAGGUCAAAAGAAUGAGUUUCAUACCCUCUGCUCUCCGGCUUCUAGCUUAGAUAGGAUUUCU